CUUAUAAUUACAUAAUUUGCUUAAAGCAUUUUAUCCUUUUGAACCCCCAGCCACCCAAAGUACAUUCAGCAAACACAUUUCGACUGUCAUCUGUUUUUCGCAUAAUAAUAUAUCUUUACAUAAUCACGGAACUGUAAAUCGACUCCUAAAAAACAUGGAACUCUUCAAGUAAAGUCUCGUAGUUGAGUGGAUUGACAUGAAACAUUUGACCACUAUCUUGUUAGGCUUGCAGUUGUUGUCUGAUGAACACUUGAUCGACACUUUGUCUUUUAUAUCCGAUUAUUACUUCACUAAUGUUUUUUUUUCUUUUUUUUUCACUAUUUAUUUAGAUAAAGACAACAUCUUUACAGCUUGUUCUUUCGCCUGAUUUUUCACUAUUUUGUGAACUAUUAUGAGCGCUUUUGCAAUAACAAUCAACGCGAGCAGAGCCAAAAUCAGGUUAAGUUUGAACUCGUGUGCCUCGUGUUGUUCAGUGUGUAUGUUUUGGGUCUGAACGAUGGUGAUGUCGUUAUUGCCCUUAACGUUUGUUUCCGGUUUUGAGUUAUCGUGACGCAUAGCUUAUGUGUGUUAUGCCAAAAUAAAUAUACACACUGUUGGGUGCGUACGUGCAGGGUACUCACGCGCCCUCUCUGCGAGAUGUUUUCUCUCGUCGGUUGAUGGGCACGAGUGUCCUAGCGAGAGACUCGUCCCGAUCCGCGAUCCCGAUUCUUACUCGUUACACGAUCGGGAUGCGAGCGGCAGUCGGGAUACAGCUAGCAACGAAUGUGGUGUGGUGUCAGUAACAAGGCGGAAAUAAAUUAAGUUUAUUUAUCUAAUCUAAUUUACGUUGUGUCGUAAACACUUAUUCGGCCACAUAUCACACGGCAACAUAAAAGUGGCGACGAGGACAAUUUACUUUAACGUGUGUUCAGUUUAACGUGUGCAAGUGUAUCAAACAUAGGACCACCGUGUCGCAAGCGUCGUAAGAUGGAGCAAGCCGACGCAAACCAGAUGGAUAUUUUUGCGGACGUUGACCCACGCCGAUUAUCCCAAAAUCGUGCCAGCGUACCAGGCAUGUCUAUGCCAAAUUUCGCGCAUCGAGAAGGAGCAUCAGUAGUACCGCCGAUGAUAAUCCAGCCGCCAUCGCAGCCUACGUCGACGCCAUCGCAGUCUACGUCGACGCCAUCGCUAAACAAUGCGUCACCAGCCAUCAUUAGCAGCGCGGAUAGUGCAACGAUGCUGCAAAUGAUGAAUUUGCUUCAACAGCAAAUGACACAGCAGCAGCAGCUGCUUAAAGAUUUUCUUCACGCGCGCAUGCCGAGCCAAUGCGCCCCACCCACCACCUUGCAGCCUGAACAAAUAAUUGAUACUCUGUCUCACCACAUUUCAGAGUUUCAAUACAACAAGGAGACUGGUAUAACCUUCAAAAGCUGGUUUUCACGCUAUCUCGACCUGUUCCAGAAGGACGCGGCAAGGAUCGACGACGCAGCCAAAGUGCGAUUGUUGCUGCGCAAACUGGGACCAUCCGAGCACGAUCGCUACUUAAGCUUCAUCAUGCCGAGCCGCCCGCCGGAUUUUUCACUCGAGCAGACUGUGGAAAAACUUACAUGCCUGUUCGACACCCAAGAAUCGCUGCUGAGCAAGCGGUUCAAAUGCUUGCAGAUCAUGAAGACGCGGACCGAGGAUCAUCUCAGCUAUGCGUGUCGAAUUAACAAGGCGUGUGUCGAGUUCGAGCUGAAGAAGUUGAACGAGGAAGAGUUCAAGUGUUUGCUGUACGUGUGCGGGUUGAAAGACGAGAUCGACGCAGACAUCAGGACGCGACUGCUAGCCCGCAUUGAGGAUAAGGCCUGCGUGACCUUGCAACAGCUUUCUUCAGAGUGCCAUCGGUUAAUCAACCUGAAAAAGGAUAGCGCAAUGAUCGAGGCACCGGUACCAGAGCGUGUUCUAGCAGUAAACACAAAAAUGCAUCGCGCACCACGUCAGUUCCAACCCAAGCGCGACAAUCCUACUACCCCGUGUUGGUCGUGCGGAGGACUGCAUUGGAGCCGCGAUUGCCCGUACAAGCAACACCGAUGCACAACUUGUUCCCGGACGGGCCACAAAGAAGGCUAUUGCAACACCAUAAGAUCCCGUAAGCCCGGCAAACGCCCCUGGAAGCAGCGUAAAACACAAUUAAGGAUGGUGACAGUGAACGUCCAGAGUGUACAGCAACGGCGCAGAUUCGUGUCACUUACGAUGAAUGGUACACCGGUUCGUAUGCAGUUGGACACGGCUUCCGACAUUACUGUGAUAGAUCACACAACGUGGAAGCUCAUUGGCAGUCCCCAGUUAGCAGCACCAUCCGUAAUCGCUAGAACCGCCUCAGGUGCUAACCUAUCCCUGGAAGGAGAGUUCCCGUGCACUGUCGAAGUGAAUGGACAGGCAAAGCAAACCGUGAUUCGCGUCUCUAAAUCGCGUUUGUUACUUUUAGGUGCUGAUGUUAUCGACGCGUUUGCUCUAUGGUCGGUUCCGAUGGACAGUUUUUGCUGCCACGUUACAGGUACGUCUACCACGCCGAAGCAAUGGCAAGAACGGUUCCCAACAGUCUUUCAAGGAAUAGGCCUAUGUAAAAAGGCAGGGGUUACCUUGACGCUGAAAGACAACUGCCGUCCAGUCUUUCGUCCAAAAAGACCCGUUGCAUACGCUAUGCAAGAGCCUGUAAAUCUAGAGCUUGAUAGGCUAGAAAAGUUGGGUAUAAUAACACCUGUAAAGUUUUCUGAAUGGGCAGCACCGGUAGUAGUGGUUAAGAAGGCAAACGGGAAAAUUCGGCUAUGUGGCGAUUAUUCCACUGGGUUGAACGAAGCGCUAAGACCACAUGAUUACCCGUUACCACUUCCAGAGGACAUAUUUUCAAGGCUGUCCAACUGCACCAUGUUCAGCAAAAUCGACUUAACGGACGCCUUUCUCCAAGUCGAAAUCGAUCCUCAAUACAGACCGCUACUUACCAUAAAUACGCAUAGAGGCUUGUACCACUACAACCGCCUACCGCCCGGCAUCAAAGUUGCUCCUGCUGCCUUCCAGCAACUUAUGGAUACAAUGCUCGCAGGGCUUAAGGGCGUAUCAGGAUAUCUUGACGAUAUCAUCGUAGGAGGAAGUAGCGAGCAUGAGCAUGACACAAAUUUGGCAGAAGUAUUACACAGGCUUCAAGAAUAUGGAUUUACGAUACGAGCCGAUAAAUGUGCUUUUAAACAGCAGAAAAUCACGUACCUUGGACACGUGAUCGAUAGCCACGGACUACGACCAGAUCCGUCAAAAAUCGAGCUUAUAAAGAAGCUCCCUGAACCGAAAGACAUAUCCGGUGUGAGAUCAUUUCUGGGAGCAAUUAAUUAUUACGGGAAGUUCAUCCCGAAUAUGAGGAAGCUGCGAUAUCCGUUAGACAAUUUGCUUAAGGCAAAUAAUUCAUUCUGCUGGACGCCAGAAUGCAAAAAGUCGUUCGCAACGUUCAAGUCUCUCCUAUCGUCCGACCUACUUCUAACGCACUAUGAUCCACGGCAGAAGAUAAUCGUUUCUGCAGACGCUUCGUCCAUCGGCCUUGGCGCAACGAUUAGCCACGUGUAUCCUGGAGGUGCAAUGCGCGUAAUUCAACAUGCUUCCCGCGCCCUCAGUGAAGCAGAGCGUCAUUACAGCCAAAUCGAUCGCGAAGGCUUGGCUAUCAUCUUCGCUGUAAAAAAGUUUCAUAAAAUGAUCUUCGGCAGGCGUUUUGUUCUUCAAACGGACCAUCGACCUCUUCUUCAUAUUUUCGGCUCGAAGAAGGGUAUCCCGACCGUCACCGCAAACCGUUUGCAGCGUUUCGCACUCACUCUUCUAGCGUAUGAUUUCAGCAUAGAGUAUGUACGCACCGAUGACUUCGGAAACGCUGACUUGCUUUCGCGCCUGAUCAACACACAAGCCAAACCUGAAGAAGACACCGUGAUCGCAUGCAUAGAAACAGACAUCAAAGCAAUGGUGGUAAGUGCGCUUCAUAACACUCCACUUCAUUUUGCAGACCUUAUCAGAGAAACACGGAAAGACCCCCUACUGCAAAAGCUCGUGCAUUACAUACGUGAAGGAUGGCCCAGUAAUGCAACCUACACAGGGGAAUUGUCUCGUUUCUUUGCACGUAAGGAUGCUUUAUCAACCGUUGAUGGUUGUAUUUUGUUCGGGGAGAGGGUGGUGAUUCCUCGAGUUCUACAACAGCAAUGUCUGCAACAAAUACACCACGGUCAUCCUGGCAUACAACGGAUGAAAGCAUUGGCCAGAAGCUACCUUUAUUGGCCAUCCUUGGACGCUGACAUCACAGAAUGGGUCAAAACAUGUAACGCGUGCCAAGCAGUUGCACGAUCACCCCCUCACUCAAGCCCCGUUCCUUGGCCAAAAGCUGCAGGUCCAUGGCAGCGCAUUCAUGUGGACUAUGCUGGUCCACUAGAUGGAGAUUUCUACCUCAUCGUAGUAGAUUCGUUCACGAAAUGGCCUGAAGUAUUUCGAACGAGCAGCACUACAUCCGCAGCAACCAUCGGCAUCUUACGCGGAAUAUUCGCCCGGUUCGGUGUUCCAACCACUCUAGUAUCUGAUAACGGUACGCAGUUUACGAGCGAAGAUUUUAAGUUUUUUUGCUUCCAGAACGGCAUCGAGCACAUAACGACGGCACCCUAUCAUCCGCAGUCUAACGGGCAGGCUGAAAGGUUCGUUGAUACUUUCAAGCGGACCGUUAAGAAAAUAUCAGCCGAUGGGAGAACGAUGCAAGAGGCGCUGGAUGCAUUCCUACUGUCCUACCGAAGUACUCCGAGCUCCGUGUUAGAAGGGCUAAAAUCACCAGCGGAGAUAAUGUUUGGCAGACCAAUGCGUACAACCUUAGACCUAUUACGUCCACCACUCGCAGGAGGGUUAACAGACAGUCCAGUAGCAGCUAAACGCAGGGAAUUUCGCUCGUCCGACCUGGUAUAUGUUAAGUGUUGUUCUCGCAACGGUUGGAGUUGGACAGCUGGGACCAUUGUUAGCCGCAUUGGAAACGUAAUGUACACCGUUAGGACAGUCAAUAGAAAGACCAUAAGAAGCCAUGUGAACCAGCUGCGCGAGCGCCGUGAACGUCAUCAUCAUCGUCAUCGUGAAUCAUCGGAGUCUGACGGUUUACCGCUAGAUAUUCUUUUGGAUUCCUACCACCUUACUCCGCAACCGACGACAUCAACAGCCGAACCAUCAUCAGCAUCGCUACAGCAUACUACAUCUACACACACGAGCGUAUCGUCUGCAUCACACCCACAAACGUCAGCAGUCAUCGAUCCGCGUACGGCCUCAAACGCGGAACCGCUGCAUCCAACGAAUUCCCCAAUUCCGGUACAAGCUCCAACCCGAGAACCACGUCGCUCUUCUAGGCAUAGAAGACCGCCCAGUAGGUUCGACCCGUACAGGCGUUUUUAAAAGAGGGGAGAUGUUGGGUGCGUACGUGCAGGGUACUCACGCGCCCUCUCUGCGAGAUGUUUUCUCUCGUCGGUUGAUGGGCACGAGUGUCCUAGCGAGAGACUCGUCCCGAUCCGCGAUCCCGAUUCUUACUCGUUACACGAUCGGGAUGCGAGCGGCAGUCGGGAUACAGCUAGCAACGAAUGUGGUGUGGUGUCAGUAACAAGGCGGAAAUAAAUUAAGUUUAUUUAUCUAAUCUAAUUUACGUUGUGUCGUAAACACUUAUUCGGCCACAUAUCACACGGCAACGUAAAACACACUCACUACUUUUUUCAGUUUACUGACACUGCGAUUUCACUUCCUGCACUGCUUUACGGGUACUUUAUACUUGUACGCAACGAUGUGUUUUUGCUAACUUUUAAAACUCAUGCCUCUUUUAGAGCGCACUCGGAACGUUUUCAUUUAUUUCCCGCGUUUGGUGUUACCUUAUGCCUCAAACUGCAUUACUCGCACUUUGUUAAAAAUCGAUUAAAGAUCACUUUAUUGCUUAUUAGAUUAUUGGGGCACUGUAUAGAGUUCUCGCGAUAAUGGUUAUGUGGUAAAAACUGACACCGUUCUUUCUUUAACCUUUUUUUUCUACUGUAUUUUUUUCCACGCACCGCAUUUUGCGUAUAACUUUUUCUACACAUCACUGCACUUUUAUUUUUAUUUUUCACUGCACUUUAACGUUCUUGUAGCUUUGUUUUUGCUACUCUGUCACGGUCGCCAUGUGGUAGGUUCGGCCGCGCUUCUCAAACCGUUUCGGUGAGUCAAUGCGCGGAGCGCAGUGAAAGGGGUGUGGGACGAGGAAGGGGAUCGUACGGAACGCGACACCAAAAUGUAAACACAUUUGUCGCGUAUCGGUUACGUCAACCUGUUCACACUUACGCUAAGUUCGAAAAGAAGCACUUGCUUACGUCGGCAGAAUCGCGGACUGGAUCGACCUUGCGCGUCGAGUUGAUGACCGAGGCGAAAUCGGACACCGUGGGAGAAGUUGGGUGGAACUAGUGCAAACGUGCACUUUAUUUCGAUGAGGGUAAUGCUGAUCGAUCAACUGACUGAACAGCUGAUAACCAAAAAUGAUUAUCAAAUUGAGCAGAGCCUUCGGCGGAAUAUGCAAAUUGGUGAGAUGCACCAGAACACGAGUGAUCUACGUGUCUAUGGAAGGUGAACUGACUUCGCCAUCAAUUCGAGCUUUAUUUAUAAGAAAGAUGGUGUGAAAGUUGUGACACAUUUGGCAACCAGAUGUUUUUCAAAUGUGAACUUUCAU
Molecule: messenger RNA, 6703 nt
Organism: Anopheles coluzzii
Lineage: Eukaryota; Metazoa; Arthropoda; Insecta; Diptera; Culicidae
Exons: 1
Coding region: 967-5415 (1482 amino acids)
Biological process (GO): DNA integration
Molecular function (GO): nucleic acid binding
Source: RefSeq, a predicted model, not a curated record